Messenger RNA from Hippoglossus stenolepis (Pacific halibut), 1306 nucleotides. Its product is annotated as alpha-1,3-mannosyl-glycoprotein 4-beta-N-acetylglucosaminyltransferase B. The coding region runs from base 144 to 1034 and encodes 296 amino acids. NCBI's taxonomy places the organism in Eukaryota, Metazoa, Chordata, Actinopteri, Pleuronectiformes, Pleuronectidae. Gene Ontology annotation, biological process: protein N-linked glycosylation. The transcript is spliced from 10 exons. Gene Ontology annotation, molecular function: acetylglucosaminyltransferase activity. The record is from RefSeq and is a predicted model, not a curated record. Gene Ontology annotation, cellular component: endoplasmic reticulum; endoplasmic reticulum-Golgi intermediate compartment; Golgi stack.
AGUGGAGAUUCAGUCGGGUCUGUUGGAGGUCGUCUCUCCGUCCGUCCACUUCUACCCUGACUUCUCCCGACUCAGAGUCCUUCGGAGACCCAAAGGAGAGAGUGAGGUGGAGGACGAAGCAGAACCUGGACUACUGUUUCCUGAUGAUGUACGCUCAGACUAAAGGAACUUACUACGUCCAGCUAGAGGACGACAUAGUCGCUCGUCCCAACUACUUCACCACCAUGAAGAACUUUGCGUUGCAGCAGCCGUCGGAGGAGUGGAUGAUCCUGGAGUUUUCUCAGCUCGGCUUCAUCGGAAAGAUGUUCAAGUCGUUGGACCUGUCGCUCAUCGUCGAGUUCAUGCUCAUGUUCUACAAAGACAAGCCCAUCGACUGGCUGCUGGACCACAUCAUGUGGGUCAAAGUGUGCAACCCAGAGAAGGACGCGAAACACUGCGACCGACAGAAAGCGAACCUGAGGAUCCGCUUCAAGCCGUCGCUCUUCCAACACGUCGGCACGCACUCGUCUCUGGCUGGGAAAAUACAGAAGCUCAAGGAUAAGGACUUCGGGAAACAGACCCUGCACAAGGGUCACGCCAACCCACUGGCAGAGGUGACGACCAGCCUGAAGACCUACCAGCACUUCACCCUGGAGAAGGCCUACCUGGGGGAGGACUUCUUCUGGGCCUUCACACCUGUUGCGGGCGAUUUCAUACGGAUACGAUUCUUCACACCUGUCCGCAUAGAGAGGUUUUUCUUUCGAAGCGCAAACAUCGAACAUCCAGGAGACAAAGUCUUCAACACAUCGGUGGACGUAACUCCUUUCCAGAAUAUUCAGGCAGACAAAGAGGCCUUGACAGACGGGAGGGAGAAAACGCCAAAGUAUCACCGGACAGAAGACGGAUUUAUCAGAAUAGGAACGUUCCAGAAUGGGAUUGCAGAGGGGGAGGUGGACCCCACGUUCGGGCCCCUGGAGGCCAUGCGUCUCUCUGUGUUGACGGACUCUCCGGUCUGGGUGAUCCUCAGCGAGAUCUUUAUAAAGAAAGCAGAGUGAAGCCCCCCCCCCUCUGUGAUACCUCAGAACCUCCAUGUUCAGAUGAACUGAGACUCGUCAGCUGACGUCCUGCACGCCGGAUCCCCACCACGGGGCCACAGCGCCGCCGUCUGGCCACACCUCAUCAUCGCAGGGCUGAACAGACCAGAGACUGAAAACAAAGAAAACACACAGACAGGCUGACGAUGAUGAAGAUGAUGAUGAUGAUGAUGAUGAUGAUGAUGAUGAUGAUGAUGAUGAUGAUGAUGAUGAUGAUGAUGAUGAUGAUGAUG